Messenger RNA from Folsomia candida, 3412 nucleotides. RefSeq lists its product as uncharacterized. The coding region runs from base 1001 to 3121 and encodes 706 amino acids. The transcript has 5 exons. NCBI's taxonomy places the organism in Eukaryota, Metazoa, Arthropoda, Collembola, Entomobryomorpha, Isotomidae. The record is from RefSeq and is a predicted model, not a curated record.
AGCUUCACUCGGUCAUAGACGUUUAACGACGACGCAAGUGGGGGACACGGACGUCCUACUUCCUACUUGAAUUUUAGAUAUCAAAUUUAUUUAUUUUAAUUUAUAUACUUUUCUAUUUUACACAACUUGACAAUGCAAAACACUUGCCUGACGAUUUUCAUUUUCUGUGAGAAUUUUUAAAAACACCUGAAAAACGUUUGACGGAGAGAAGAUAUUAAGCUACUUAACAUUCCUGACUUUUAAGACAGUGACGCUGUGGGUGAAGGACUGACAUGAUCAUCCUGAGUUUAAUUUACAAUUCGGACAAAUACUGUGACCUAUGACAUGUGUGACUAGACCGGAACUUUGUGGUGUGUUACAUUGAUUGACCUCUUGACAAAAUUUCUGAAUUUAGGAAGGACAUAACCCAACCGACAAUUUAAACGGACCAAGUUUUACAUAUAUACGUGUACAUAAUAGAAAACAACUUGACAAAAAUUAGAGUUGACUAUGUACAUGUAGACCAAUUGUGAACUGACGUGACAAUUUGACAAAUAAAACUGGACAAGAAAAACUCACAGGCUUUAUGAACUCAUUUGCAUGCAGACUCUUAAAACAAUCAAGACAUAUAACACAUACAUACAUAACAAUGACGAUUGACUGUUUUACAAACUAAAUUAUCUAAAAUUUUACUCGACUGUUCGAAACAACUGUACGCAUACAAGAACUACAAUUACAGGACUCAGCAAAUACAACUCUGUGACAUGACUACUUACAAUGGACACAAGUUACUUGAGUAAAAUUUUGACCUGACAAGCUGACUAUAAGUUUUUAGUUUAAACUUGACUUGUUGACUCUUGAUUGAGACUUUCGCUGUGACAAACUGACGCAUUCACUUAUUUGAGACCUAAUUGAUCGACUUUUACAUGUACACCCUGACUCACUAAUUACAUUCUAAAAUCCUAACCGGACUUAUUGACUUUUAAACUUGUACAUUUGUGUUGUCAAUUACAAUGCAAAUAUGACUCGAGGACUGCUUUCCUUAGCGUGUUGGAUGGUUUUGAUAAUUUGGACAUCAAAAUUGUCGCUGGCAGAGGAAUUAUCUAGUCAAGCAGAAGCCCCAGAACAACUCACAAAUAACGAACUUCGAGAACUUCUGAAAAUAUUGGACGAGCCUGGCUCAAAAGAAGUCCCACAUUUUGAUUCGCACCCACUCCUUCAUUUGGGCGAAUUGUUACUAGAUGAUGAUGAUGAUUCUCCAAAAGAUGAGACGGUUACUAGUACGACGACGACGACGACAACCACCCCUCGACCAACGACUACGACCACGCCCCAACCUCCGAUGUCAACCCCCACAAUUCAAAUUAGUCGUCGGGACGACACGGAACCAUCUAAUGAACAACUCGUACAACAACUCUCCUUGUUCAAUUCCCUAUUGAUGAGCUUAUCGGCAGAGAAUGCGACAACGCCGGCUCCGGAUGGACCCCCGCCCCUCACAGCACAGCAAGUUGCCCUUCUUCAAUCCUUAUUUGGAAAUUUGACAACACCGCAAACUACUGAAACCUCGUUAUUUCUAAAACGUCAAACCGAGUCUCCCAAAACGCCUUCCCCUUCAUCACCUGAAAUUGCAGCACUGACCGAGCUUUUAACGCAAAUUGCAAAAGCACCUGCGGAUGCAAAUGGAAAUCUCAAUCUUCAAUCCAUCGUAGGAGGAGGAGUAGGGAAUAAUGAGCAUUUAAAGAAUUUUCAUAACAGCAAUGCCAACAUGGACCCUGCCGCAAGUAAUCAGUUAUCAGGCCUUCUGACCCUGCUUGGAACAUUGGGUUCGCUCUCACAAACUCAGCAGCAGCUCCAGUCAACUGGUUCACUUUUCAAUUUUGGGGCCCCAACGGUCGCAUCGCCAAUUUCCAACAAUUUUUUGGCAGGACUACUUCAGCCCCAAGCACAACCUUCGCAGCAAAAUCCCAAUGUUUUUGGAAAUUUGUUCAACCAGCAUCAACCACAAGCUCAUGAACAGCAACCAUUUAAUUUUGGAGGACUGGGUUCCGUCAUCUCAACAAUGUCCAAUAUUCUCGGGGGCAGUGGGGCUGGUGGGAAGCCACGCGUGCGUGGUAAGGGCGUGGACACUCGACUCGGUCUAGGAUAUCGAUUUGGAGAUGCUGCAGACGCUCAAAUAAUGUGGGAUAUUGGACCCCAAUUGUUUACCGACCCUUUGCAAAAUGAAGCACCCCGUUAUCCGAUGACAAAGCAGAAGCGACAAGACUCUGCACCUCAUCCCCCGACCCCACCCGGGCAGCAAAUCCAGGCCGCAGCCAAAGUAGAAAAGGAGCAACAACAAUUAGCCGCAUCUCGACGAUAUUUCCAACUCCACCAACAAGGCCAAUACCAUAAUCCUACCCGCAGAAAUUUCUUUAUCAACCCACCAACAACGACGCGAAAACCGUAUAACCACGUCUCAAAUCUCACCCCAUACGCCCAAGAGCAAGCGUUGAAAGAAUUGUGGCAAUUGAUGGAAAUGAAGAAGCAACUGGACAGGACGAAGCAGACAUCUUCCUACUCUCAAAAUGCUCUUGGUAUGCUCACCCCCGCAGAUUUGUAUCAAAUGCAGAGAAACAAGCACAUCAUUAAAAGGGCAUCUACUCCCCAGUCCAAUUUAAAUAAGGACCCCACACUUCCAACCGUCUUUAAACGAGAGGCUGAACCCCAUACUGCAGAAUCUUUCCUUCGAUUUCGCAAAAUAGCGCCUAAUACGCACUCUUCAUUUUCAAAAAAGUCGACAGGAGGACUUCACAGAAACCACCCACCAUCUCCGCAACCUUUACAAACUUCGCCAUCAUCGGGAGGAAUAUUCAACCUCAACAACAUUUUUGGAAUGUUCAUGAGUCCACCUUCGAAACAAAAACUUAGACCACCAAACAGGAAUAAUUUUAACAACAGUCGUCCUCCACCACAGGAAUCGUCGUCAUUGUCGGGAGGAGGGAUGUCAGGCUCACCGUCACAGAUGAGUCGUUGGGACAUGGAGGAUCACCGGUUUGACAAUUUUAAAAACACCAAUGGCGAAUUGGUUAUGACAGAUACAAAUGCAAACGAUAGGUUUAAACUUCGCAAUAUAAACAGGAACGGGGGAUUUUUAGGUUCUUAGCCAAUUAGUCUCAAACCUGGCUUUGAAAAAAUGCAUUGGCAAAUGUUUACCAAACUGUAUACGUAGAUCUCACCGUUUUUUGACAACAAUAAGCUACGACUUUUUAUACUUUAAUUUAUGUGAACCAAGAGGGGUAUGCAACGUAACUUGAAUGCAAAUUUUUGACUGAUACAUAAUUGGUAUAUCGUCCCUAAUACAAGUUGGGGCGUUUAUAUAAAUGUUUAUUUAAAACAUAUAUUUUGUGCAGAGAAAUAAUAAAACCUACAUAUUUAUUUUUAACUAAGUAUCAAA